ACGUACUUAUGAACAUAAAUUAACGGACACACGCUCCAGGCUAUCUGAAGUUCUGAACCCAACUCGUACGAGUUACGACCUCCAAUAUUUUAAUCCUUGCUUAAUUUCAUCAUCGAUCUGUUAAACAAUCCCACCCCGGCCCCUUUUAUUUCGUCUCUUCGAUCUUCUCGACAUUACUCACAGAAUCGUUCCAGCUCUUUUCCUCCGAUCAACUUAAUUAGGCUGGCUACCGGGUAUUUCUUUUUUGUAGCCCUCAAAGCCUAGCUAGAAGAUAUGCCGGAAUCAGAAGUUGGAACACCGUCGACAGCAACACCGGGGACGCCAGAUGCAUCACACCGAGUCCACUCAAUGUCCAAUGAUAGACAGUCAAUGCCCCGAAGCAAGUGGUUGCCCAGAUGCAAGUGCCUGUCAUGUCUUCCUUCACAGGCUUCACUAGACGUCUCCCUCACCCGCAAGUUGGGAGCAGAGUUUGUGGGGACUUUCAUACUGAUAUUUUCGGCGGCAGCUGGUCCAAUUGUUAACCAAAAGCAUAAUGGAGUGGAGACGCUGAUAGGGAACGCGUUAUGCGCUGGGCUGGCAGUGAUGAUUGUGGUUUUGUCUACGGGUCACAUUUCUGGCGCUCACUUGAACCCCUCAGUCACCAUUGCGUUUGCAGCGCUCCGUCACUUCCCAUGGCUCCAAGUCCCACUCUACAUAGCAGUGCAGGUUUCGGCAUCUAUAUGUGCUGCUUUUGUUCUCAAAGGUGCUUUCCACCCUUUCAUGUCUGGUGGUGUCACUGUUCCUUCCGUAAGCAAUGGCCAGGCUUUCGUGCUUGAAUUCAUCACCACCUUCAUUCUUCUGUUUGUUAUCACUGCCGUUGCCACCGACACCCGUGCGGUUGGCGAAUUAGCAGGAAUAGCAAUCGGAGCUACAAUAUUGCUUAACAUUCUAAUAGCCGGGCCUUCCACUGGUGGUUCAAUGAAUCCGGUGAGGACAAUGGGGCCAGCGAUUGCAACAGGGAAUUACAAAUCAAUAUGGAUAUACAUGGUGGCACCCACACUCGGGGCCCUUGCAGGCGCAGGUGUCUACACACUAGUGAAGUUGGGAGCGGUUGAGGGUGAAACCCCACGCCCGGUCAGGAGCUUCCGCCGCUAAGGAUGCAACACGACUUCUCUCCCCCCCUCUCCAGUCUCUCCCUCCCCUCUCCCUCUCCCUCUCCCUCUCCCUCCGUGUGUGCGCAACAAGGGCCUUGCUUAACCAUUCCUAUCACUAUUACUAUUAUCAUGCUAGAGCUCUAUUAUCAGUAUUUGCCAUCGAGACUUUUCUUCUAUAAUAACUUUAUUUUUUUACGCAACUGAUGUAGAAGUUGCGGUUUGUAAAUUGAACGGUUCAAAUCAGGAAAAUAUUAACUUGAUGGCUUUUAUUUAAAGAACACAAGAGAGUUGGACGAAA
This is a messenger RNA of Rhododendron vialii, 1431 nucleotides long. RefSeq names its product probable aquaporin NIP5-1. Gene Ontology annotation, molecular function: channel activity. The transcript is spliced from 4 exons. Bases 274 to 1134 code for a protein of 286 amino acids. Gene Ontology annotation, cellular component: membrane. The record is from RefSeq and is a predicted model, not a curated record. NCBI's taxonomy places the organism in Eukaryota, Viridiplantae, Streptophyta, Magnoliopsida, Ericales, Ericaceae. Gene Ontology annotation, biological process: transmembrane transport.